Nestor notabilis (Kea) is the source of this 356-nucleotide messenger RNA. It is a transcript of the gene RSPO2, whose product is annotated as R-spondin 2. The annotation marks the transcript as partial. The transcript has 3 exons. Lineage: Eukaryota; Metazoa; Chordata; Aves; Psittaciformes; Psittacidae. The record is from RefSeq and is a predicted model, not a curated record.
GAUGCAGAAUAGAAAACUGCGACUCCUGCUUUAGCAGAGACUUUUGUACCAAAUGCAAAACUGGCUUUUACUCGCACAGAGGUCGGUGCUUCCGAGGAUGCCCCCCUGGAUUUGCAGCCUUGGAAGAGCUUAUGGAAUGUGUGGAAGGCUGUGAAGUGGGUCAGUGGAGUGAGUGGGGAACUUGCAGCAGAAAUAACAAAACAUGUGGAUUUAAGUGGGGCCUGGAAACGAGAACAAGACAAAUUGUGAAGAAGCCAGCAAAAGACACAAUUCCAUGCCCAACCAUUGCAGAAUCCAGACGGUGUAAAAUGGCCAUGAGGCAUUGUCCAGGAGGGAGGAGGGGAAGCCAGGAGGAA